UGGCGGGGGCGGGGCGGAGCUCCGGAGCUGAGCAGCCUGGCAACAGCGGUGGCUCCCUGAGCCGGAGGUUCCAGGAUGGCUUCUGCAUCAGCAUCUAAGUAUAAUUCACACUCCUUGGAGAAUGAAUCCAUUAAGAAAGUGUCUCAAGAUGGAGUCAGUCAGGAUGUGAGUGAGACUGUCCCUCGGCUCCCAGGGGAGUUACUAAUUACUGAAAAAGAAGUUAUUUACAUAUGUCCUUUCAAUGGCCCCAUUAAGGGAAGAGUUUACAUCACAAAUUAUCGUCUUUAUUUAAGAAGUUUGGAAACGGAUUCUGCUCUAAUACUUGAUGUUCCUCUGGGUGUGAUAUCAAGAAUUGAAAAAAUGGGAGGCGCGACAAGUAGAGGAGAAAAUUCCUAUGGUCUAGAUAUUACUUGUAAAGAUUUGAGAAACCUGAGGUUUGCAUUGAAGCAAGAAGGCCACAGCAGAAGAGAUAUGUUUGAGAUCCUUGUAAAACAUGCCUUUCCUCUGGCACACAAUCUGCCAUUAUUUGCAUUUGUAAAUGAAGAGAAGUUUAACGUGGAUGGGUGGACUGUUUAUAAUCCAGUUGAAGAAUAUAGAAGGCAGCAUCAGACUCAGCAUCUGGUUGGCCGUGGUACAUAGGGCCAGUCCUAAAGAAAAGGGCCUGCCCAAUCACCAUUGGAGGAUAAGUUUUAUUAACAAGUGCUAUGAGCUCUGUGAGACAUACCCUGCUCUUUUGGUGGUUCCCUAUCGGACCUCAGAUGAUGAUCUUAGGAGGAUCGCAACGUUUAGAUCCCGAAAUCGGCUUCCUGUACUGUCGUGGAUUCACCCAGAAAACAAAAUGGUCAUUAUGCGCUGCAGUCAGCCUCUUGUCGGUAUGAGUGGUAAAAGAAAUAAAGAUGACGAGAAAUACCUGGAUGUGAUCAGGGAAACUAACAAACAAACUUCUAAGCUCAUGAUUUAUGAUGCACGACCCAGUGUAAAUGCAGUCGCCAACAAGGCAACAGGAGGAGGAUAUGAAAGUGAUGACGCAUAUCAAAACUCAGAACUUUCCUUCUUAGACAUUCAUAAUAUUCAUGUUAUGCGAGAAUCUUUAAAAAAAGUGAAAGAUAUUGUUUAUCCCAACAUAGAAGAAUCUCAUUGGUUGUCCAGUUUGGAGUCUACUCAUUGGUUAGAACAUAUCAAGCUUGUUCUGACCGGUGCCAUUCAAGUGGCAGACCAAGUGUCUUCAGGAAAGAGCUCGGUACUUGUGCACUGCAGUGACGGAUGGGACAGGACCGCUCAGCUGACAUCCUUGGCCAUGCUGAUGUUGGACAGCUUCUACAGAACUAUUGAAGGCUUUGAGAUAUUGGUACAGAAAGAGUGGAUAAGUUUUGGCCAUAAAUUUGCAUCUAGAAUAGGUCAUGGUGAUAAAAACCAUGCUGAUGCUGAUCGAUCUCCUAUUUUUCUUCAGUUUAUUGACUGUGUGUGGCAGAUGUCGAAACAGUUCCCCACAGCUUUUGAGUUCAAUGAAGGCUUUUUGAUUACCGUUUUGGAUCAUCUGUAUAGCUGUCGAUUUGGUACUUUCUUAUUCAACUGUGACUCGGCUCGAGAAAGACAGAAACUUACAGAAAGAACAGUUUCUCUAUGGUCGCUAAUUAACAGCAAUAAAGACAAAUUCAAAAACCCCUUCUAUACAAAAGAAAUCAAUCGGGUUUUGUAUCCAGUUGCCAGCAUGCGUCACUUGGAACUGUGGGUGAAUUAUUACAUCCGAUGGAAUCCCAGGGUCAAGCAGCAACAGCCCAACCCAGUGGAGCAGCGUUACAUGGAGCUUUUGGCCUUGCGUGACGAUUAUAUAAAGAGGCUCGAGGAAUUGCAGCUGGCCAACUCCGCCAAGCUUGCUGAUGCCCCCGCUUCGACUUCCAGUUCGUCACAGAUGGUGCCCCAUGUGCAGACGCACUUCUGAGGGGACUCACUUCUGGCACUGCACUUGAACUCUAGAUAAGUGAAAUAGCUGACUCUCAUUCUGGGCAUGUGGACAAAGUAGAUUUAAAGUGUCUGCCUCCAUUUAGAAGUUCAACUAACAUCUUAGACUUUUGAGUAUGUGCCUUCUGUAAUACAUAUCACAAGAAAUCGAUGGUGUCCGUGUGGCAAUCAUAAGGAAGGAGUCAAGAGGGGGUUCUGGAAAAUCCUCAUACUUUUUUUUACAAAGCACUUUUGCAAAGAUAAAACUUAAAUUUAAUUUACCUCUAUAUAAAUUCUACAUAUACAGUAUGUAUUUUGUGGGCUUAAUUGAAAUAUUAUUUUAAAUCCAGGGGGGAGAUUUGUUUGCAAAAUGUAUUUUCCUCCAGCUGCUUAUAACAGUUGCUUUGGAUUAUCUAAAAUUAAUCCAAAUGUGAAAGAUGGGUAUUACUGCCAAAGCCAAAUUGCACUCUGCUUCUUCAGCAAAUUCCAAGAGCAAGGCGUUUAAAUAAUUGCCAAUUUUUAUUUUACCAUAAGUGGUAAGGUAAAAAGAAAGAUGAACAUUUCAUCAUUUUGAAUUUUUGAAAAUAAAAGGUUCUCCCAUCAUUUUUCAAGAGAAGCACAUUUUUAUAUUAAGAAAAAGUGAUAAGGUUUGAUUUUUUUUUCCCUCAACAUUCUCAGCUUUGCUUUCUAAAUUAUCCCAUGAUUUUUGUCUAACACUGAGUCAUACUCAGGUUGAAGGAAACCCAUAAAUAGCACUGUGCGAGGAGCUGGCUGGCUUCUGCUGCUUAGAGGAAUAUGUUCGCAAACAUGCCUCUAGUCAAUUCGCCUUAUCUGCUGAAGUGUAGGGGCACCGCCUUGAAUGGAUGAGCUAUGGCUAGAGCAUCUUUCUUUACAGUAAUGCCCCAGGUGUAUUCUGUUUAUGUCUCUCUGUUUAAAUGGUGUGCGUGCAUAAAAACUUGCUCUGCACAUUAUUACUUGAAGUACUGGGCAAUUUGCUUUUUCAGGUUUUUUUUCAUUUUGUUUUGUAGUAUGAAAUGGAAUUUUAAAUGCACAGUUCUAUUUGAUAUCCGAACUAAUUCAUUUAGUAAAUAUAUUUGUAAAAGCUAAAGUUAAAUCAAUUAAUGUUUUACAGUGAUUUGUAAAGGAUUAUUUAUAGCUAAUAUGGUUUUGUUUUCAGUGAAUUAAGAGAGAUUACAUUUAUCUUUGUAAAUUAUUUUAUGUCAUAGCUUAAUGGCCUACCAAAUGAGACAUCUCAAAUAUAAUAGUAUAAUGUAUGGAUUUUGUAAGUAUAAAAAUUAUUAGAUAUUCGUUUGCUUUUUGUAAACACUGUAAAUAUUUCAUAAAUUAAAAUGUGUCACUCCAUAAGAAGAAAAAACUAAUACUAAUAGUUGACAGGAAUUGGUGAAAUUUCAUGAAAAUAUUUUCAUUGCAAUAAAUAUUAAAAGACCUGCUGUAAUAAAUAUAUUAACUAAAACCUAACAGUAUUUCCAGGGCUAUGACUGUGUGUUUAAGAUGUGCAUGGUGUCCAUCUUACUUGCUUACUUGCUUUUUCUGAAUCGACUUUACUUUCUUUGUCACAGUAACAAUAUCUGUUUUCUUUU
Molecule: messenger RNA, 3542 nt
Organism: Mus musculus (house mouse)
Lineage: Eukaryota; Metazoa; Chordata; Mammalia; Rodentia; Muridae
Gene: Mtm1
Product: X-linked myotubular myopathy gene 1
Exons: 16
Coding region: 539-1942 (467 amino acids)
Biological process (GO): endosome to lysosome transport; regulation of vacuole organization; mitochondrion distribution
Cellular component (GO): plasma membrane; filopodium; ruffle
Molecular function (GO): phosphoprotein phosphatase activity; phosphatidylinositol-3-phosphate phosphatase activity; phosphatidylinositol-3,5-bisphosphate 3-phosphatase activity
Source: RefSeq, a predicted model, not a curated record